UGGAUCAUCUGGAUCACUUUCCCGUGGAACGGACGGUUAACAGAUUGAAGAAGAAAGAUGGCACAAAAUGGUCAAGCCACUCCUAAACGUUCGGGAAUGGCGGCAGACAUCGAUCAGUUUACGGGCUAUAAUCCAAAGUGUCCGGACUGCUUAUGGAACAACAAAAAGGUUGAUAAGAAAUUCCCUUGCUACACUUGUAUUCACAAGCUGGAAGACCCACAUGCCGUCACGCUUGUUGGGAUCAUGGAAGCCAAACGUGGGAACUUGGACGUUUUUCGAAAUCUCAUAAGCACAAGAAAUUACGGCAGCAUCCCAGUAGAAGAGCGAAUGCUAUUCGAAGAUCGUUAUCGAGAAGCGAUCCGGAACAAUGAACCUGGUUGGGAUGACACCUUGGAGCCGUUGAAAUGUCCACAAACAGACGCAUAUCGGAAGAAGUUCGAAGAAGACCAAGCGAAGAUGCGAGCUCAGCAGAUGGAAGACGAAAUCCGCGCGAAGAUUAAUGCGGAAAAUAAGAGAGCAAGUGAACAGGCUGCACGAGAGGGGUUGCCCAGUACGUCGAGUUCAACCGGACCCACAGCCAGCCUAAACGAAGAAGAAGUGCAGCUGACACGUCAGUCCCUCAUCAUACAAAUCGAAACGCUAACGAAAGAUCCAGCUGCUAUGCCAGACGAGUUAUUCAAAAUGCUGUUGCGGGAGAAGAAACGACUGCAAGACGGGUUCGCGCCGGCACCAUACAUAAAGAAGGAAGUCGAAAGACGUAUGGAUGAACUACGUAAAUCUCGCCGAACCGAAAGCGAUGUGCUGCAAGCACUCAGAAGUUUUAAACGGGACGAAGGCUUCAUACGACCACGGUCGCCUCCGCAUAGAGAAAGGUCACGCGGACAUUCACGUGAACAUGAACGGAUUUCUGAAAGACGGAGCGAAAGGUCACGUGAACACUCUCGUGAAAGGACACGUGACUACCACAGUGAAAGGUCACGCGAACGUUCUCAUGAUAGAGAUUACCGUGGCGGAAGAGGAUGGGUGCGCCAUGGAAACGAAAUAACAGAAAUGAGUAUUCAGAGGAAAAUCGAUACGGCAAAGAUUUUGGCGGCGACGAGAGAACGUGAAGAAAAACGGCGUGCGGAGACAUUCCGUACAGAACCUGAAAAGCAAGGGCAUCAGGUGCCAAUGGGAGUUGCAUUCCGGAAUCGCAAUGUCAGAAUGUCAACACUCGAAAGGUCAUGGGACAAAAGACGCGAACAAACGCGGAAUCGAACACCCGACCCACAGGAUAAAAGAUGGCAACAGAGGGCUGCAUUUUAUGCGACCUUUGAUUCGGGCGCAAGCAAAAGGUCAUCAAGCGCGGAACGGGAAGAUUCACCCCCAAAGUAUCAGCGAAUGGAGUCAACAGUCCAUGUGGUGGAUCCAAUUGUAAGCACCGUUCAAGAAGACGAUGCGAUGGAAGGAACUAGCUCAGUUGUGGAAACCGCAUCUCAAGAGAAUGUGACCCAUCGACGAAAUGUGAUUCUGGAUAGUGACCUUCAACCGGCUACACCGGCGAGUAAUGAAGCCUGAGUCAGGAGAGAGACGUGAACUAGAAGGUCAACGUGAACCGGAUAAUCAUCGCCAGGCUGAACAGCGACAGAACUCCAGAUUCGAUAACCGACAGCCGGAUACCAUCGAUAUGGAAUGAUAUUGACGAGCAAACGGUUGAAAUUUGUCGGUACUUCGGAAUAGAGUCGGACUCAGCCGAAGCUAACAAGAUUGGUACGAUGCUGAAUCAGCUGCGCCAAUUCUUACUUGACUCAGGAUAUGCGAGAGAGAUUAAACAGGG
This is a messenger RNA of Paramacrobiotus metropolitanus, 1816 nucleotides long. Its product is annotated as serine/threonine-protein kinase fray2-like. NCBI's taxonomy places the organism in Eukaryota, Metazoa, Tardigrada, Eutardigrada, Parachela, Macrobiotidae. The coding region runs from base 58 to 1557 and encodes 499 amino acids. The record is from RefSeq and is a predicted model, not a curated record. The transcript has 2 exons.